This is a messenger RNA of Pecten maximus, 9851 nucleotides long. Its product is annotated as smoothened homolog. Gene Ontology annotation, cellular component: plasma membrane; dendrite; cilium. The transcript has 12 exons. NCBI's taxonomy places the organism in Eukaryota, Metazoa, Mollusca, Bivalvia, Pectinida, Pectinidae. The coding region runs from base 770 to 3349 and encodes 859 amino acids. The record is from RefSeq and is a predicted model, not a curated record. Gene Ontology annotation, biological process: smoothened signaling pathway; central nervous system development; positive regulation of smoothened signaling pathway. Gene Ontology annotation, molecular function: patched binding; transmembrane signaling receptor activity.
ACGUGACACGAAGCAUAUUGAUUAUUUGGGUCAUUCAGGUAGACGUUGGCGAGCUAUCAACAAUUUAUUGACAUGCUGGCUUAAACGGUAAGCCAUGUGAUAGGAUAUUAGGCCUAUCGAUUAAUCCCAACAUUUACAUAGCCGGCGAAGUGGCGGUGUCGACAUUGCCCAGCGGUCAUUAUGAUUGAUACAGUUCGGCCAGUGCAGUUGAUCCAGGGUCGUUAUUCAAACAUGACCUUCAAACAUGACCAAUUUGACUUAAGAAAAUGACUGAAGAAAAUUCUUUUUGCGGAAUGAAAUAAAUAUGGACUGGACUUAAAUUUGGAUCUGUUGUGACUAGUUAGUGUAGUGAAAAAGUGGUUUUGUUGGAAAUCUACGAAGUCUAAUUACGAAUGAAAGACUAAAGUUUUUGUCUCUUAUAUGAUUUUUUAAAUUGGUGCUUCUAGGUUGUUUAAAGAGUUGUUGUCAUCAUUUACAUUGCAAAUCGUGUUUUACCAUCAAGGUAUUCUAAUUACGUUAAUAUCUUCUUUUUGUGGCAAUGAAAUCUAGUGCUACCUUCACCUGACUCAUUAAAUGUAUAAUUUGCAUUGCAAGGGUAAAAUAUGUGAUUCUAAUGGAAGAAUUGUAACAUCAUUAAUUGUAGCCUGCUGUUAGUUCAGAAAGAAACCAAAAAGACUUUAGAAUUACUUUUUCAUGCAGCAUUAAUGAAGCAAAGAAGAAAGGACAAGGGAUAUGUUCUUAUUGGAGAAAUAGCCGUCAAUAAUGAAUCAUGUCUUUUGAAAAAUUCUGUUCUCAUUUCACAAAACUAGUUUUCAGUUUCAUCAUAUUUCAUAUUUUCUAUCUUGAAAAAGUCUUCUGUGCGACGUGUGAUCGCAAUGUUUCAAGGACGUCAAACGAUUGCAUCCCAAAAACAUUCACGCAAUGUUUGGGGGGAAAUAUUCCAUUUAAUUACACAUCACUGGAGUUUGUCAGUGAUUCCUCAAAUCUGAUAGAAGUUGAACAAAAAUUAAAACUAUGGAAAGGACUACAGGGGGCCCCAGAGUGUUGGCUUGUUGUCCAGCCAUUCCUGUGUUCUGUGUAUGUUCCGAAGUGUGACAAUACAAGAGGGCUCGUAGAGUUACCCAGUAAGGAUGCUUGUCAGAGAGCACACGAAGCCUGUAAGCUUGUGGACGAUGUCCAGGGAUGGCCAGAGUUUCUGGGUUGUUCCCAAAGUUACUUUACAGAAGACACAGACUGUCUGACUUCCCACACUUAUGAGACCUUGACCUUCAACACAACCGGUGUUUGUAAUGUGCCACUCAUUAGGACGACCAAUGAGGACAGUUGGUACGAGACCGUACCAGGCUGUGGUAUCCAGUGUCAGGACCCGUUCUACACAGACGACGAACACCGUGAGGUCCAUAUCUUCAUUGGUGUUUUUGGUUCCAUCUGCCUCGUCUGUACUCUAUUUACAGUGCUGACAUUUCUGAUAGACUGGAAAACAUCCAGUAGAUACCCAGCCCUCAUCCUGUUUUUCAUCAAUGGCUGUUUCUUCUUCUGCACAAUUGGCUGGAUGGCACAGUUUUCCGGGAAUGCAAGGACAGACAUAGUGUGUAAGGCCGACGGGACCACACGCCACGGGGAGCCAAAGCUGGGGUCUGGAGAGACGGCCUCAUGUACCUUCGUGUUUAUCCUCGUCUACUACUUCAUGAUGGCAGCCUCUGUUUGGUUUGUCAUGCUGGCGUAUGCUUGGCAUCUCACCUUCAAGGCCCUCGGGACUCCUCGUGACGACCUCACCAGCAAAACUGCCUACUUCCACAUAGCUAGCUGGUGUGUCCCUCUAGUGUUGACAAUCAUAUGUCUGGCUGUUUCUGAGAUUGAUGGUGACUCAGUAAGCGGGAUAUGUUUUGUGGGGUACCGAGAGUAUGGAUACAGACUUGGUUUUGUUGUUCUACCGUUAACGCUCUGUCUUUGUGCUGGAAUAGUAAAUCUCAUACGGGGUCUUCGGACACUGGUCAAGCUAAGAAAGGACACUCCGGACUUCAUCAGCGACAAAGCCACUUCCAAGAUAAAGGAAACAAUCAUCAGACUUGGUACAUUUACUGUGCUGGCAUUUGUGUUUGUACUGAUCUCGAUAUCUAUACACAUCUACUCCUUCAGCAGUGAGCAAGGAUGGAAGGACAGCUUUAAAGACUACUACUUCUGCCUUGCCAACGUGACGGUGACCAAGACAGUGGACAGUUCCUACUCACGAACCUGUGCCAUGGCCACCAGACCCAGUAUUGUUUCUGUGGAGUUUCACGUCCUCGCUUUCUUCGGAGCUGGAAUUUUAAUGAGCAGCUGGUCGUGGACAAAAGCUUCCCUUCUUUCCUGGGAGCGUUUUUUACGGAAAGUAUUCAAAAAGCCAUCAAACAAACCAGUAAAGAUGAAGAAACACAAGAUGAUAGCCAAAGCCUUUGAGCGGCGAAAGGAUAUGAACAAUGGGCGGAUGUCGAUUAGCUUUGGCAGUACCCAUGAUGAUCCUCUGGGGAUGAAGUUUGAUUUAAAUAGUGUAAGCUCCCAUGAGAUGUCAUCUAACUUUGCUAAUGCAAUGCCCAAACUCGUGCGUCGACGAGGAGGAAUGAUAAUGCCGACUGCUGGCACACUGCGACGAUACUCAGAUUCAGAUAUCGGAUCCAUGGCAUCCAAAAUGGCUUCUCGUCGUCAGUCUCUAGACUCACAGCUCAGUGAAGCUCAAGGUCAAUUCCAUCAGAGUGAUCAAAGUGAGGAUAUGAAAGGCGGGAAGAAAAAACGAAGGAAGAAGAAGAGGAAGAAGAGUAAAAAGAGAAAUAGAAUCCAGCCUGUUCUAGGUCCAAUAACAUCUCGGCACUCUGGGACAUUUAUUCAACGCCGUGGAAAGAAAGGUCGUCGAAACAGUGAUUCAUCUGUCAUCAGUAAAGCCUCUGCUCAUGGAAUUGAUUUCGCUUUGGAACGAAAUAGCUUGGAGGCAGUUUCAUUAAAUUCAUAUUCACAUAAUAACAGUCUUGAGGCUGUGACACUGCCUGCACCACCAAAAACUUUGUCAACAAACUAUGCCAUCUUUACAGCUAGUACUUACACGAACGAGGUAAACCAGGAGGAAAAUGGAAAAAGGAACAGCCGACAGAAUGGCAACACCGCAUCGCAACGAAGAAGGGCAAGGGAGGUCACUCUGGAGAUGGCAGAAGCUCACAUAUACCAACAGCAACAGGCAAAUGGAGGUUUAGGAAAUUCAAAUCAUGCAGGUCGCAAUGACAGUUUUUCUGGAUCAAGACAAAACAUGGGAUUUGCAUUCUGGUCAGUCAACCCAUGGUCGACAAGGUUCAGCAGGGAAAUCGGGCAGUCGUAUUGAACCAGGACUACGGCAGCCAAAUGGAUCAGCAUCAAGUCGAUCCAGCAGAGGAAGAGUCAGUUCUGGAAGAUCUGAUAGAUCUGGUCUCAGUUCAGCUCGAUCAGAUCUUUCUGGUCCGAGAUCAGAACGAUCUGGUCUUGGAUCUGCUAGGUCAGAUCGAUCUAGGCUGGGGUCAGCGAGAUCUGGUCUCAGUUCAGCGAGGUCGGAUCGCUCAGAUAUUAUGGGACCAGCUAUGAGACUGACCAACGGUUCUGCCUCCAGUAGAUCAGGCCAAUCAAGACAGAGCUCUGCAAGGUCAAAUAGGUCACAGAAUAGUCAAAUCCCAUUGGCUGCACCCUCGUUACCUGGUGUAACUGUAGUCGAAAUGGACGAUGAUGAUCUCGUGUCAGUGACCUCUUUAGACUGACUCCAACAUAAAUGAUGAUUUCUACCCAAUUUGCCGCAAAACUGAUAUCACAAAUAUAUCUCAUCAAUUUUUGAAUAGUGAUUUAUAUAUAUAUGUCUUAUAGUAUGCCAGGUAAAACAUGAAAGGAAAUUGAAUUUUUUAUAAGAAAUAAAAGCCAAUAUCUAGAUAAGGACUAUUUCAGAAACCUGGAGUAUGUUUAUGUCUUCCAUUGUACUUCCUAUUAAGGGUUUCUCCAAACCUAUACAUUAAAGGAAGUGGAACUCUCUUGGUUGUAAAGGGUAAAAAGUAGUAUUAUAACACACUGGGUGUUAAAUUGGUUAGUGAGAUAUGAGUAGGUAGAUUAUUUUGAUUAUUAAUAGAAAUUUAAUUGUAUGUGGAGACGAAUCUCAACUAUAACCUAGAUACUCAUUUUUAUGAUCAUGACCUCAUUUUCAGACAUGUAUUAAGUAAUAUCAUUUACAUUUUCAAGUUAGUCAAAACGUUUCAGGUACAUUUCAAAAAUGUACAUUAGAUUGAUUGAUAUGUUACUGUAAUUGUAUAUAUUUUUGUGGUAAUCUCAUUUUUGCACUGGCAGCAUCAUGCUGAAAUACUACUGUAGUUAGAAUUUUCUAUGUACUUUUUCUAUGAAAAUUAUUGGGAAAGCAUCAAUUUUUCAUGAGCUUACUAAUCUGUUAAAAUAUUAUGACUGCUAAAGGAUUUGAGUGAGCCAGAUAUAUUUACAGUAUUAUUAUAAAGUUGUAGUUAAGGUCAGUUCUUAAUAUCUUUUCAAAAAAAAAUUCUAUCACAUUAAAUGAGAUCAAUUUUCAUUCAUAGUAAGUAUUUUGACAAGAACUUGAGUAAGUCUAACAUCCAUUACAAGACUAUGGGUUGUUGUCAUUGUAUCUGUUUCGUCCCAUGGACUGGGCUGGGCAGCUAUGGUCAUAUACAUUUGUAUAUAGACUUAGGAUAUUGGUCAUUUUGGUCAUUUCAUCUGCUUGGGCCAGUGGCCUGGACUGGGCAGCUAUAUGGUUAGUUAUAAACUCAUUGUCAAACUCCCACCAUCUUCUCAGGUCAAUGCAAAUCACCGCAAUUAGUACAUGUAUUGUUCACAGAAAUGCCAAAAACAAUUAAGUAGGUGUAAUGUAGAAUUUGAAUCACUAGACAAUGUAAACAUGAAAGGGGAUACAUACAUUCAAUAUGGCUGGUUCUUUUGUAGCCAAUGCGGCUGACGUACCCAGAGUUAAGGAAUCGAUCGGAUGAUUUUCACCUAGGGCAGUAGCCCGAGUUUCCUCUGGCCCUGACACCUACACUUGACAUGGUGUAAGGGCCAGAGGAAACUCGGGCUACUUGGGCAGAGGAUACUUCUUUUGGUAUCUCAAAGAAUUAUGUUGUAUAAAUCCAAGUUCUUCUUAAAAGGGGCCAUUCCUUCGUUCCUACAUCAGAAACAUGUACAAUUUCUAUUGAUGAAAUUUAUGUCCGAACAAUGAUUAUAUGAGUGUUUGUGCCGACAUGUAAUGAAAUUAACGCCAAAAUGUACAGGAAAAGGGUGUACCGUAUACAAAUACUGUAUGCCUUUGCGGUAAUUAGUGAUAGUGAUACUUCGGGUCGAAUUAAGAAUUUUCCGGACUUAAUACUAGAAGAAAUUUGGUUUAUCUUGAGAGUAAAACUGCCUUAUUAAUGUAAAGAAUACACAUUUUCCAGUAAGUUUAAUUUUGACGACCUAAACUUUAUUCAAACGAAGUAAUGCCCCUUGAAACACGUAGUUAAAAAAUAAAUUAAAUAAAAUCAUAUGUAUUUAGCAAGAUAUUUUCAGGAAGAAAAGUUUUGUAGUUAAAUACUCUUUAGUAGAACCAGGGAUGUAUGUAUGGGAUGUAUACAUAUACCCUAUAGGUACCCAAAUAGGAUCCAUUGAACCAGCAGCUGCAGUUUAGUAUAUUUUUAAUCCAUCUGGUAGGAGCCUAGCUGAGAGAACAGCUCUGGGCGUCAAAAGGACGAAUUCUGACAGAUAUCCUCGUCACCCUGCCAGAGAGCAAUGUAAGGCUGGGUAUGAAUAUUUGUUCUAGGAGCCUUGCAAGUACAAACUGAGAAGGAUAAAAGCCACACAAAUGAAACAAAAUAACAAUGAUGGUAAUGUAUUCACUAUAUCUGAAUUGGGAGGGGGUGUGGAGGAUAAAUAAGAUUUUAAGUUGAAUGUUUGAUAAACUAAAUGCAUGUAUGCAUGUAUGCAUCAUAGUUGUACUAUUAUAGCAAUAUAUCGCCAUAGUUACUGGCUAUUUUCAGCUUUGCAAACUUUGGUAAGGCUUUUUGUUAAGCCUGAUAUACCCAUAUUAAAGGGUAAGUUAGAGUGUAUGAAUGUUUUACAUUUUCCAAUUUGUUACAUGUAUUAUUUUGAAUUCUAUGCAAUUUGACAUAUAUGGAUAAAUAGGAUUUGUCCACUGUCACGCAGUUCUCUUUUACGUCAACUCAUAUUUUAUAAGAAUGAUUUUACCGAAAUUUCUAUGCAAGUGCUUUUACACAUUAAAAUGUAACAUUUUAUAUGUAUGUUCAUGUGCUUAACAAGUAUCAUGGUUUUUCCAUGAUUAGAGAGAAAUUACGUCAUUCUGAUAUUGAAUGGUUUAUGCGAUAUUUUUUGGUAUGCAAGAAAUAUCAAAUUAUUUUUAUUAAUUAAUUAAUCCCUGUUUUAUCACUGUAGCUACUACAGUGGUUGGUCUUUUUGUAGUUUUCAUGUCAAAAAUCAUAUUUUUAUUUCUUUCUUGAAACUAGAGGCAGCCAAUGAAAGAAAAAUGUGAUAAACACCGAAAAUGUUGUUUUUAGUUACAUUUUGAAUUGUUGUUAUCUCAAUCUUUGAUAACUUGAAAACUCUUUUAAACUCAAAGUAAAUAUUAAGAUCUGACAGCAAAAACGCUAACUGUAAAACGCUUUAAAUUUAUUCAUUGAGUCCAUUACGAAUUCAAAUCCUUUGCGAUUCAUUGUACGAAAAAACACUUUUUGAUGGUAAUCAAGCUAUCUGUUUUCGAUAUAAGAGUCUUUCAGAGUCCAUGAUUGGCCAUUCGCUAAUCUUAAGUCAUUUCUAUAUCAGUGUUCGUGAAAUCAUAUGUUCGCAAAUAUUUCUGAAGAGGUAAUUUCGAGAAAUAAAAUAUUCACAAAAAAUGAUUUACAGUAUGAAAAUAUACUCAUUUACCACAUAUACUCAGGUAAUCUCCAAAUAUUUUCAUGGUUUUACUGACGUGGAGGUUACGAGGUUCGACGGUUGAUUUUAAAAUUUACCCUGAAUGAAUAUUGUUAUGGCUAGUUAUUGUUUAUGCUUAGAUAUGUAUUGUUUUGAACAAUGUAAAAUGAUGGAAUUUUCAGUUUCUUUUACCUCAACAGAUAUAUGGUGCAUUAAAAGGAAUUUUUAGUUUCAUUUAUCAACAGAUAUAUGGUGCAUUAAAAGGAAUUUUUAGUUUCAUUUAUCAACAGAUAUAUGGUGCAUUAAAAUCUAAUUAAACUUGUAUGUGAAAGUAAUCAGCAUUCCUGAAUUGUUCAGAUGAUACAAUUUGGUCUCUCCAUGAUAUGUCGUUAUAGAUUUAAUUGACAUUUCACAAUCCAUAGAACAUUAUACAAAUAAAUGUAUUGUCAUUCAUUUUUCUCCACACUCUACAUAUCUUUUAUUUACAGAUUUCAUGAAGUCAUUAAUUAUUUUUAUAAAGUUUAAAAUUAUUCUAACCAAAAUUGUUGAUAUUUCUGUCUUCCAAGGAACAAUAUCUCUGGUAUUGAUAACUGAAACGAGAGGCGGUUUCCAGGGGAGAUAACUCGGCCAAAUAAUGGAGGAAGUUAUUAUGUAUAAUGGAGAAAAUAUUGUGAGAAUACCAGCGAUGCACUUAAAUGUCCGUCCAUCUAUAUCAUCCUGUAUAUAAAAACAUUUAAGAGUAUCAUUCAUAUCAUAUACUAUCAAUCGGCAAAGAGGGGCCGCGGUGGCCGAGUGGUUAAGGUGUCCCGACACUUUAACACUAGCCCUCCACCUCUGGGUUGUGAGUUCGAAACCUACGUGGGGCAGUUGCCAGGUACUGACCGUAGGCCGGUGGUUUUUCUCCGGGUACUCCGGCUUUCCUCCACCUUCAAAACCUGGCACGUCCUUAAAUGACCCUGGCUGUUAAUAGGACGUUAAACAAAAACAAACAAAAGAUCACUCGGCAAAACCUGAAAGUGAAUGUCAUUUGUAGUACUGGAAGAUGAAAACGUGAACUGGUAUUUGUUUUGUCUUCACAGCCUAUCUUUACAGCAAUAAGCCGUUUAUGUCUGAUGAUAAGUCCACUCGUAUAUUGCUCUCAGCAGUUAAAUCAUUAGAUAUUUCAUUGUUGAGGUAUAAGAGCAUUCCCCUACUUCAGGGAAUCACCAUAACUCAGUUGGUUAGAGCAAUGGUUACAUUAUCCCCGGUGAAGAUCCAAGGUGUAUGGUUCUAUGUUUCCUACCUAUGUUGGUUUGUGUUUCUCAGAAAGCUGAGGAAUCGGCUGGUCUGUGCUGUCAUGGUUGUGUCCUUGGGCAAGACAUUUAACCUAAUUGCUUUGGAUGGCAUGUGACGGACCUCCAGUAUGUUGUUUAAUAAAGAACUCACCAACUAUUUUUGUACUACAAGGAGCCCCCGCCUUAAAAUGACACUGGCAGUUCACAUAGUGAUAAACUCAAAACCUAGCAAAAGAAAGCAAAAUUACUCGGAUCAAAUUUUAAGUAUCGCCCUCCCCUGCCCCCCAAGGCUAAUUGCCGGAUAGGAUCUGCUGAAUAACCAAACAGACCAUUUUAGUUUUAAAGUGGUUCACUAUAGUAUGAUUGAUGCUUGCAAUAAUCACAGAGAAAUAGAAUACUAUACUUGUGAAUGUGAAUUUUCUUAUUUAUUUUUUUUAUAUACAUGAUUUAAAAGAAAAUGGUUUUGGUUUUUGAAAUUUUACCCAAUUAAACGAAAUACCCGAUUCAGCGUUACCCGAUUAACUGGAAUGUACUGUAUAUAUAAAAAAAGUGUCUGUAAAAUGAAGGUUAAAUAUUUGUCAAGCUGUCAAAGCUGAAAUUUAUGACAAAAAUCAUUAAUCUUAUUUUUCUCUAAAUUUUCAUAACAAAUGUAGAGUUGUGCUAGAUUUACUGAAUAUUGUUAAUUUUUAUAUGCAAGCGUUAUUUUAUGAUUUGUGAUGUUUAAAGAGAUUUUCUGAAGAAAAAAACGAUUUUUAAACAGGUGCAUUUAAAUGUUGUGAAUUACUGAGUGCUACUGUACGGUUGUGUAUCAUUUUUACAUCGAUCUUGUCUUCCUUAUUCCCGAGGUACUUUUCUCAAAUUAUAGAUUAUAUAUUGAUAGUAUUAGUAUGUUUAUAUAUUUCAUUUCAUAUUUUAUAGAUCUCAAACAUAUAAGGGAGGAAUCUUGCAGGUUUAGUCCAAGCAUGUCGUCUUGUGUAUGUAAUGUUACAUUGUCAACUCACUGGUCCAGUUAGCCCUAGUUCUUCUGGCCUGAACACCAGUCUUAGAGGUUCGGACAGAUAAACGUCUGGUCCUAAACGCGCAGACAUAUACAUUUUUUUUUUGUAUAUCUGUCUGAAUGUCUAAUUAUGGUGUCAAGGCCAGAGGAAACAUGAGCUAUGGUCCAAUAUCUUCUAUAUUCACAAUAACAUAAAUGUUAGGCCACAUUUCAUUAUCAAUUUCUUUUAUGUAGGUUUUCUAUUUGUAGAGUUUAUGGCAAAGUUUAGAAACAUUUUAAACAUUUUUUCAAUUAAUUUUUUUUCCAGAAAUUACCUGUAUAAAUUUUUCAAAAAAGAAAAGAAAAACAAAAUUUAGGUUUUAAGUACACAGAUGUUGUUGUUUGGAUUUCAUUAUUUGUGAAUCUCGAUUAAUUAUAAAAAAACAUAUCAUUUUUUACAAUUAUCAAACUGCAAAUUGAUAUACAUGAACUUAAUUUUGUAUAUAGCAGGGCAAGAAAUCAACGAUUUUUAUGUUUCAUAUAAAUCUGUAACUUUGUCCAUGGAUGUAUUUCAUAUAGAAAUCAGUAAGAUAAUUGAUGUGCCAUGUUGUUAGCUAUACAUAUUGUACUGAGACUGUCUAUCUACAGUUUUUAAGGUGCUCGAGAUUUGUUGUAUAUAAUAAAGAGAUGUAAAUAUA